AUGGCAGAGAAGGCCAUGGUCGCCAGUCCGCAGUCCUCUUCUAAUAGUGUGGCGCUAUUCAUUCGUGACGCGGAUGCCACGGCCCCGGCGUUUGCACCGAUUCAAGUAAAUGGCGACGUCACCCUACAGGAGCUGGCUGAGGAGUACUGCAUCAGCAGCGUGCUAGAGUGCGACUCCACGGGCUGCGUUCAGCCAAGGGCGGUAGCGUUGGAUUCGCCUUUAGAUAUUUUGCGUGGCGGGCGGUAUUACAUCGCCAGACGCGACCUGCAGCGCGUGGGACGCUCGCCGCGCGUGACGUUUCGUGGGAAGAUUACAGUGGAGGAGUUUGAGGCGGAUCACGCGCUCGGACAACAGCAGCAGCAGUGGAAGGAGAACGAUGUCUCUGCCACCCUGCCGGUGAGUCCCACAAGGGCUCCUGCCGCCGUUGCUGCCCCGAUGCACCCAACGAAGCGGAAUCGCCGUGAACGCGAUGAGGGCUGCGGCGACGCCGACGGCGGUGGCAGCAGGAGGGAGGUGGAAGGUGAUGACGAGGGGAAUAUAUUCGAGGGCCUGGACGUGUCCCGCUGCACGUUUGUGCCGUUCCUGGGUGACCUCUACGGCGACGGUCGAGAGACGAUGAUUCAGCUUGCGGAUGUCAAGCCACUGUGUGAAAACGUAGAGGGCGACGAGCUCAUGUUCGCGGAACGGCACGCCCAGGCAGAGGAGGUCUUGGCUGGGGCAAAGCGGAUGCUUCUUGAGCUCACUCCUGGCAGUAGUAUCGCUGAAAAUGCUGCCACCCAGUUCUGCUGA
Molecule: messenger RNA, 789 nt
Organism: Trypanosoma conorhini
Lineage: Eukaryota; Euglenozoa; Kinetoplastea; Trypanosomatida; Trypanosomatidae
Exons: 1
Coding region: 1-789 (262 amino acids)
Source: RefSeq, a predicted model, not a curated record